Messenger RNA from Cebus imitator (Panamanian white-faced capuchin), 2526 nucleotides. RefSeq names its product zinc finger protein 790 (gene ZNF790). The transcript is spliced from 6 exons. The coding region runs from base 585 to 2492 and encodes 635 amino acids. Lineage: Eukaryota; Metazoa; Chordata; Mammalia; Primates; Cebidae. The record is from RefSeq and is a predicted model, not a curated record. Gene Ontology annotation, biological process: regulation of DNA-templated transcription.
CGUCUGGGCCAACGCUACUUGCAGCCUAAGAUGGCCUGGGGUCACUGUUCUAUUCCCAUGGCUGGGCGCAGGUUUGCAGAGGUAGGGCAGCCUACAGGCCGCCGCUGAAGCGUGCUAAACGCGGCCUGGAAUGCUCGGAAGCUCUCUACCGCAAAUGUGAGCGGUGUGUGGGCGAUGGUUUUUGCCUAGCGAGGUGAUAGGGCUCAAGUUCAGGGCCGGUUAAUGGAGGCCAGGAUAUAUCGGACUGUUAAACGCAGCCCAGGCUCCGGACUACAUUUCCCAGAGUGCACCGUUCCCCCGGCAACUUCCUGUCAGCGCUCUGUCCCUUUCGCAACGAUAGGGAAAUAGGGGAACCUUUCACCAUCAAGGGACGGCAGGACAGGAAAGAGCCAAGGUCCCAGACAGUGCUGAAGCAUCAUGAGACCUCUCCGCAUCUGGGCAUGGAUGGGUGGCCAACUCUGGAGCCCAAGCUGUUGCUUCCUGGUCUGGUGGUGAAUCCUCCGUAGUCUGCUCUGCUUUCUCAGCACAUUGCUUCAUCAAGAGAAGAAUCGAGAGGAAGACCGGUAGACUUGGAAUGUUAAGUCAUGGCUCAUUUGAUGUUCAGGGACGUGGCUAUAGAUUUCUCUCAAGAGGAGUGGGAGGGCCUGGACCUGAAACAGAGGGAUUUGUAUAGAGAUGUGAUGUUGGAGAACUACAGCAACAUGGUUUCACUGGGUCUUUGCAUUUAUCAGCCAGAUGUGUUCUCUUUAUUGGAGAAAGGGAAAGAGCCCUGGAAGAUUUUGACGGAUGAGACAAGAGGACCUUGCCCAGACAUGCAAUCCAGGUGUCCAAUCAAGAAGUUAUUACCAAAAAAUGGCAUUUUUGAGAGAGAAAUAGCCCAACUGGAAAUAAGGAAAAUUUGUAAAAACCACAGCCUUGAAUGUUUGUGUUUUAGAGGUGAUUGGGAAGGCAAUGUUCAGUUUCAGACACUACAAGAUAAUCAAGAGGAAUGUUUCAAGCAGGGGAUACUCACCUAUGUUAAAAUGCCCACUUUUAACCGACACCCAGACUUUAAUCUGCACCAGAGACUUAACACAGGAGACAAACUGAAUGAAUUUAAAGAAUUGGGGAAAGCCUUUAUUUCUGGCUCAGAUCAUACUCAACAUCAGUUAAUUCACACAAGUGAGAAAUUCUGUGAAGAUAAAGAAUGUGGAAAUACCUUUCUUUCUGAUUUGGAGGUUACUCAAUAUCAGACAGUUGACACUGUUAAAAAAACAUAUGAAUGUAAAGAAUGUGGGAAGUCUUUUAGUUUACGUUCGAGUCUUACUGGUCAUAAGAGAAUUCAUACCGGAGAGAAACCUUUUAAAUGUAAGGAAUGUGGAAAGGCCUUUAGAUUUCAUUCACAACUUAGUGUCCAUAAGCGAAUUCAUACUGGUGAGAAAUCUUACGAAUGUAAGGAAUGUGGGAAGGCCUUUAGUUGUGGCUCAGAUCUUACUCGACAUCAGAGAAUUCAUACCGGUGAAAAACCCUAUGAAUGUAGUGAAUGUACAAAGGCCUUUAGUCAGCGAUCACAUCUUAUUAAACAUCAGAGAAUUCACACUGGUGAAAAACCUUAUGAAUGUAAGGAGUGUGGGAAAGCUUUUACUCGUGGGUCACAUCUAACUCAGCAUCAGAGAAUUCAUACUGGUGAGAAAUCUCAUGAGUGUAAGGAAUGUGGAAAAGCCUUUAUUCGUGGUUCAAAUCUUGCUCAACAUCAGAAUGUUCAUGUUGGUAGGAAACCUUAUGAAUGUGAGAAAUGUGGGAAAGCCUAUAUCUGGAGCUCACACCUUGCUCGACAUCAGCGAAUUCAUACUGGUAGGAAACCUUAUGAAUGUAAGCAAUGUGGGAAGACUUUUACUUGGGCUUCAUAUCUUGCUCAACAUGAGAAAAUUCAUAAUGAGAGGAAAUCCUAUGAAUGUAAAGAAUGUGGAAAGACCUUUCCUCACGGCUCAGAGUUUAAUCGACAUCAGAAAAUUCAUACUGGUGAGAGAAACUAUGAAUGUAAGGAAUGUGGAAAGACCUUUUUUCGUGGUUCAGAACUUAAUCGACAUCAGAAAAUUCAUACUGGAAAGAGGCCAUAUGAAUGUGAAGAAUGUGGAAAAGCCUUUCUCUGGGGUUCACAACUUACUCGACAUCAGAGAAUGCAUACUGGUGAGGAACCUUAUGUAUGUAAAGAAUGUGGGAAAUCUUUUAUCUGGGGUUCACAGCUUACACGACAUAGGAGAAUUCACACUGAUGGAGAACCUUAUGGAUGCAAGAAAAGUAGCCACAUCUUUAGUCACCAUUCAUAUUUUGCUGAACAAAAAAUUCAUAAUGGUGCAAAUCUCUGUGAAUGGACAGACUAUGGGAACACCUUUUGUCAUGAUUCAAACUUUGCUGAAUACCAGAGUAUUUACACUUUUGAGAAAUCCUAUGAAUUUAAAGAUUUUGAGAAAGCAUUUUCUUCAAGCUCUCACUUCAUUUCACUCUUGUGACAUAUUAUUAUGUACAAGUGUAGGAAAGGCUUUA